Messenger RNA from Rhizophagus irregularis DAOM 181602=DAOM 197198, 243 nucleotides. The record is from RefSeq and is a predicted model, not a curated record. NCBI's taxonomy places the organism in Eukaryota, Fungi, Glomeromycota, Glomeromycetes, Glomerales, Glomeraceae.
AUGAUCAGCUCUGCAGAAUCUACAAGAAGUUUAAGAAGUCAAAGUAUUAGUUUAAAAUUUGACAAAAGAAAAUUUAAUGAUAGCCUGCUUGAAGAAAAAAUCAACAAAAAGGUCAAAUUAUUUGAAAAUGAAAAUAAUGAACUUGAAUUAGAUAUUGAUAAUAAUAUACAAUCUAGCAAUAAUGAUUAUAUCACUGAAGAAAUUAAUCUUGAUAUUGACACUCGCUGUGGUUUAAAUUUUUAA